Messenger RNA from Seriola aureovittata, 7676 nucleotides. It is a transcript of the gene slc6a9, whose product is annotated as solute carrier family 6 member 9. The coding region runs from base 590 to 2551 and encodes 653 amino acids. The transcript is spliced from 15 exons. Gene Ontology annotation, biological process: sodium ion transmembrane transport; glycine import across plasma membrane; synaptic transmission, glycinergic. The record is from RefSeq and is a predicted model, not a curated record. NCBI's taxonomy places the organism in Eukaryota, Metazoa, Chordata, Actinopteri, Carangiformes, Carangidae. Gene Ontology annotation, molecular function: glycine:sodium symporter activity. Gene Ontology annotation, cellular component: plasma membrane.
CCUGCAUGCGUGUCUCCUCCUCCUCCUCCUCCUCCACCGCUCUCCCAACCGCCCUACAACCCGAUCGCUCUAUAAACAAGGUUAGAGCGUCGACACACAAGGGCCCUCACAUGUUGCUGCCCCCCGCCUAUUUAGGAGUUGAGAAGGGAGGGGCGUAAGGAGGAGUUGUUGUUGCCCCGGCUGUGACCGAAGAGGGACGGAAGACCAAGGUGAUGCAACUUCCAAUAACCCAAUAUUGGCGGAAAACCCCCCCUUCAUGUAUGUCAGAGGAGACUGCAGCCAGAGGACGAGAGCUCACCUCCACGCAUAGAAAAGUUUCUGGAUUAGGGCAGAAUUAACACAAAGCGGCGACGCCACUCCAGCUACACUCGCGCACAACAACGCCGACGAGGCAAGAGGAGGGGAACGGAGACAGAGAGAGCGACGCGACGGGGGUGAAGACACUCGAGCCACCUCAGAAAACUUCAUCAAACUCUGAUUGCAAGAGGCGGACGAGUCCAUCCCAGAGAGAGAGAGAGAGAGAGAGAGAGAGAGAGAGAGAGACGGCAGCAGAGAGGCAGCGGGAUCUUUGCAGACAAGGUCCUGAAGGAUGGAAGAGAAGCAGUUUGCUGGGAUCCUGAACGGAGCAGUUCCAGGAGAGCCAGUGAAGAAGGAUGAAAACUCCCGGAGAGGGAACUGGGGCAACCAGAUAGAGUUUGUCCUCACCAGCGUGGGCUAUGCUGUGGGCCUGGGCAAUGUCUGGAGGUUUCCCUACCUCUGCUACAGAAAUGGAGGAGGUGCCUUCAUGCUACCGUACUUCAUCAUGCUGGUGUUCUGUGGCAUUCCCCUCUUCUUCCUCGAGCUGUCCUUUGGUCAGUUUGCCAGCCUUGGAUGUCUGGGAGUCUGGAAGAUCAGUCCUAUGUUUAAAGGCGUGGGCUACGGCAUGAUGGUGGUGUCCACCUACAUUGGGAUCUACUAUAACGUGGUCAUUUGCAUCGCCUUUUACUACUUUUUCAUGUCCAUGACAAAGCUGCUGCCGUGGACCUACUGCAACAACCCCUGGAACACGCCGGACUGCAGCGGCGUGGUGAGCUCCAGCCGCCAGCUCAACGCCAGCCUGGCUAACGCUACCACCAGCCUGGUGGCAGGAGUGUCUGAGGUGGUCAACCGCACCAAGAGGACCAGCCCCAGCGAGGAGUACUGGAAACACUAUGUGUUGAACAUCUCUGAUGACAUUGGGAACUUUGGAGAGGUCCGUCUCCCAAUCCUGGGCUGCCUGGCUGUGUCCUGGUGUGUCGUCUUUCUCUGUCUCAUCAGGGGUGUUAAGUCCUCUGGAAAGGUGGUGUACUUCACCGCCACAUUCCCCUACUUGGUUCUGACCAUCCUGUUCAUCCGUGGCAUCACCCUGGAUGGAGCCAUCAACGGCAUCAAGUACUACCUGACUCCACAGUGGCAGAAGGUCCUCGAUGCAAAGGUGUGGGGAGAUGCUGCCUCGCAGAUCUUUUACUCUCUGGGCUGUGCCUGGGGUGGGCUCAUCACCAUGGCUUCCUACAACAAGUUCCACAACAACUGUUUCAGAGACAGCAUCAUUAUCAGUAUAACCAACUGUGCAACUAGCGUGUACGCCGGCUUCGUCAUUUUCUCCAUCCUGGGCUUCAUGGCGCACCACCUGAACGUCCCCGUGUCCGAGGUGGCUGACCACGGCCCUGGGCUGGCCUUUGUGGCCUACCCAGAAGCCCUCACUCUGCUUCCCAUCUCACCGCUCUGGUCACUGCUCUUCUUCUUCAUGCUCAUCCUCCUGGGACUGGGGACUCAGUUCUGUCUGCUGGAGACCCUGGUGACGGCCAUCGUCGAUGAGAUCGGUACAGACUGGAUCAUCAGAAACAAGACUGUAGUCACGCUGUCAGUGGCCGUAGUUGGAUUCCUGCUGGGAGUGCCACUAACAACACAGGCAGGAAUCUAUUGGCUGUUACUGAUGGACAACUAUGCUGCUAGUUUCUCUCUGGUCAUCAUCUCCUGCAUCAUGUGCAUCUGCGUCAUGUAUGUUUACGGUCACAGGAACUACUUUAAAGAUGUUGAGAUGAUGCUGGGAUUCCCUCCUCCUCUCUUCUUCAAAGUCUGCUGGAGAUUCAUCUCCCCUGUCAUCAUCUCUUUCAUCCUGAUCUUCACGGUGAUUCAGUACAAGCCCAUCACCUACAAUGACUACGUGUAUCCUGGCUGGUCUCUGGCUAUCGGCUUCGCCAUGGCUCUGUCCUCAGUGGUCUGCAUACCCGUCUAUGCCCUCUACAAGAUCUCCAGGUCCCCAGGAGCCACCUUCAGAGAGCGGUUGAAGUUUGCCUGCAAAGCACAUCCAAAGUGGGGCCCUGCCCUGCAGGAGCACCGGACAGGCCGCUACGCCCCCAUGGCCUCCGAAGACACUGUGGAGGCUCGUCCCCUCAAGGAGAAGGAGGAGCUGAAGGAGGAGCUGAAGGAGGAGGAGAAGGAGAAGGAGAGGAAGGAUGAGAUCAGCCUCACCAUCCAGGGAAGCAACGGCUCCACCAACACACACAACAACCCCAACCCCAGCGCAUAGACGGCACCCCACUCUGUCAGCGCUACUGGGCACGGCCCCCGCCCCCCCGAUCUCCUCCUACUCUUCCUCCCUUUUUCCUCCCUUCUCCUCCAUCCUCACCCCACUUUCCCACAGUCCUCUGUGGGGGAGAUCCCAUUCGCUGGAGACCUUUACAUAUUGUAAGGGCUUAUUAUAUCUAUCCUAACCUCUUCUAUCUAUCUGUGUGUUGUCUCUAGAUAAAUGAAGAAAAAAAAAAAACGAAAGGAAGAAAAAAUUGGGUCAUCAUCCAAAAGAUUUGUGUGUAUGUUAGUGUGUGCGUGUGUGUGAGUGGGUUGUUAAUUUGUUCAACAUAAUUUAAUAAUGCAGUUUGUUUUUCCUUUCAUUUUUUGUAAGACUUGUAUAUGUCAUCAUCAUAUGCAGUUAGAGGUACAGUAGAUUGUGAAGCUGCAUGUGGUUGUUUUGUGCAUGCAGCAACAUAGAGACACACACUGUUCUCCUUUAUUCUGUUAGCUGGGUCUGUUUGGGAUUGGUGACUUUCUAGCGUCAGUGAUUUGACAGCAAGAGACUCGUCGUGGUGCUGUAACAUAGAGGAGGAGGGUGAACUGUGCCUGUACUGGCCAUUUACAGUUUAAAGAUGCCGAAAGGACGGAAGCAGUCGCAAUUUUCAUGGCCAGAAAAAAGAGGCGGAUACACUCAUUCACACUCAUACACUCACACUAUUGUACAUUUUACAGCACACAGUGACCUCAACCAUAGUUGAUCUCAGCUUAAGACUAAGCCUGUUGUUUUUUAUGCUGCUGCUUCUUUUAAAAAAAACAAAAAAAAACAAGUUCUACAGAGCACAAAUAUUUAACACCGGAGAUGGCGACUGACACUUAGGGCUGAUUUUCUGUGGAAAUUUUUCCUCCAUUUGUAACUUUUUUUUCCACUAAAGCUGCUUAAACUUUGAGAACUCAGCAGAGAAACAUCAGUGAACUUUAACUGUACUGUAAACUCUCUGCCUACACACACACACACCACACACACACACACACACACACACACAUACACACACACACACACACACACACACACACACACACACACACACACACACACACACACACACAUACACACACACACACACACACACACACACACACACACAACAUAUUUGCUCCCAGUUUUUUGACAGAAGAGAUCCCAUGGCCAUUUCUCAGGGUCCAAGUGGAAGUUAAACUUUGUGGUUUGUUGUCGUCGUUGUUCCUCGCCUGUCGAAACCUUGUCUCGACUAAGUUGGCCUGUUAACAUUAUAGGGACUGAAAUCACCCCGCUGUCGAAAAACGCCUGCACACACACACAUACACACACACACACACACACAAAACAGGUGGAUGCAACUCUAAAUAUAGAAGUGCCAUCUCUUAUUAAGUCUUCCAGGCAUUCUUUUUGAGUGAAAUGCAUCUUGGGAUGUGGUCUGUGACGGAGGAAUCCGGGCUCGAGGAGGUAAACAAGUGAGAGGCUUUGUUGGAGUGUGUGUCUCCCCGUGUGGGUCGUAGCAAUCUGCCCCAUUCAGGCAUGUUACCAAAAACAUUACCUACGUUACCUGAGUCCUGCACAUGUUUUUGGUAACAUAUAUAUAUAUCUCAGAGACUGAUCUGGUGUCAGUCUCUUACAGUCAGUGGAACCUUUAAUGUAUUUACAGACACUUGUUUUAAAGCUCUGAGCCAAGCUGUGCUGGGACCGAUGGAGAGACAGAAAAGCAGAGUGAAAGCAGCUUGUUUCCAGAAGAAUAUAGAAUAAAGAACUUCAAUGAAUUAUGUAGAUUUAAAUGUAGCUGUAUAGUAUCGUUCUCUCAGUAGAAUCCUCCUUUUUACCUCUACCAUUAUUGUAAAGUAACUUAGUAAAUAAUUAUAAAGACAGCAUAUGUUUAUUUUGUACAAAAAGUAAAAACUACAGAAUCAUAAUUAACCAUGUUUACCAUUCCUCAUCUGUGACUUGUUUUGUUGGGGAGGGUGUGGGGGGGUGGGGUGGGGUGGGGGGGUGAUAGGAUAGAGAGGGGGUCUCUUUAGUCUUUAGCAUGCAGAGUGUCUGAUUGGAAAGCAUCCAGGACUGUAUUAUUGUAGUACUGUGGUGAUGGCAGAGGUUUUAAGGCGGCAUAAAGACAGAUUAAACAGCUGUGCCAGGAUUUGAUCUGCGCCACAUGUUCUUUGGUAUUAUCAUCCUAAGAUGCUUUGUUGGACACCUGCUCAGGUGAUUGUGAGAUGCGUUCAGCUUCACAGGCAGGGAGAGGGGUUUUGGAGGUUGCAUCAGCUCUGGCUGUUUCUUCACAUUGCAGCGUCGGGGUUGUUUCACAGCUUGAAUAACUAGAGUGAUACCAGUACGAGCAAGGGACACAUUCACAGUAAUAUACGUUAACUGUAUUAUUGUAUACAGCAUAUUUAUAUGUAGAGAGACUUAAAGGAAUAGUUCAACAUUUUGGGAACUAUGCUUACUCGCGUUCUUCCUGAGAGUAAGAUGAGAAGAUUGAUACCACUCUCAUGUCUGUAUGCUAAAUAAGCCAGCAGCUGGUUAGCUUAGCUUAGCAUAAAGACUGGAAACAGGGGAGGGGGGGAACAGCUAGCCUUGCUCUGUCCAAAGGUAACAAAAGCCACCUCUAAAGCUCAAUUUACAUGUUAUAUCUUAUUUGUUUAGAGAGCACAACGAAAAAAAUAAAUAAAUAAAACUUGUUGCCAGGCAACAGGUAGUCCAGCACAUCAUGUCCUUAAAUCUGCAAAUUGUCGCUUUGAUGAUUGCCGCAGAAAAACCUACAAAGACGCUGAUGAUAAGCACAUAACCACAACCAUAGUGGGGAUGAUUAUGAUAAGCACAGUGGGCAUUCUGAAACAAGCACACACCUCCACCAGGUGUUUAUCAGGCUUCUGUACAGGAAGGUUCUCAGAUUAUAGAAACUUCCAGUGGCUAUUCCCAUAGAUGGAGAAUUGUAGCUUUGGUCUGUAGUGAGUCAUCUGUUUUGUUUCAUUCCUAAACUUUUCACACCACACAUGGCGUACAGUAUUUUGUAGUAGUGUUUAUUUUUUUAAUUAAAAUUACUGCGAAACCAGGUGCUCUAUGAAACGAUACAUUACCACCAUCCUCUAAUCUGAAUAUAUUAUUGUGUUGCCUCUUCAGAAAAAUGAUAUUAGAAAUUCCAAGUUACACUCUUGAAAUGAGGUUUUAUUUGCUGAAAAAAGGUGAAUAUGAACUUAUUAUACUCAGUGUAUUUUGGGACAGCUUGUAGCUCAGACUGUUUCCUGUUUGUGAUUGCCUGUCUCGUGUGGUCAUGCUGUAGUAAGUGAAGCUUAGCCGCCAUGUACCAUGCUAUCUCUCUAUAUAUCCCAACCCUCUCCAUCUCAGCUGGCCCUCUGGCAACUCUUCCUCCCUUUGUACAGUAAUGUAAAAAAAAAUAUAUAAUCGGACUGUGUGUAUGUGUGUGUUUAUCUUUGCUUUUGAUUUUUCGGGAUGGGUACGUGUGUUUUUUUUUUUGCGGGUUCAGGGAGGGGCGGGUAUUGUUUCAUUUUGUUUUUGAUUUGUCAUUCUUCUUGUAGUGUAAUGUAGACGAUGUCAUGUGUAUUGUGUACUCUGUGUGUAGUGGAUUAGCUCUUACUGCUGAGCCUGCGUGUAGAGCAGGUGUAGUGUCAGUGUUGAUGUCAAUGUACCUCUAAUCUAUCAGAACUAGCCAUGUCCUACUCUGCUAAUAAUAUACAGUCUAUCUUUUAAGGAAAAAAAAAACCAUUUUGUACUAAAAGAAGAGAAAGAAAACUAUGUAUUUUAUCUUCGGAUUUUAAUCAUUGUUUAUCCAUGUUCAUUGACACUACUUUUUUUGUUUUUGUUUUGGAAGUUGUAUUCAUAGGAACAUUAAGAUAAAGCCAGCUGAUAUUAAAAGCAUUGCCAAACAAAAAGCUUUGGAUCGAAACUUGAACUACAAAAGAAUGGUUAAUUUUUACUGUGAGCUCUGGUCUAGACGCGGCUGCAGCUACAUAACAACGCUUUUUCUUUUUCUUUUUAAAGAAAAAACAAAAACAGUAUUACAUGUACUUAAAUAACUAUUUCACACAGUGCAGUGCCGACAGUCGUACAUCACUGUUUACCUUUAAUAUCCUGUGGCCCUUAAACUGAGCAGUCUGGCUUUUUCUGUCUAGUUGUUAGAAAACGUUAGAAAAUGAGCAAAAUCAAAACACCAAAAUUACUCUGCAACCAAGACUGAAUCAACGUCAGGACCCAUUAAGUCACAUUUUCAUUCUUGUGCAGCUCUGACGCAUAAUAACAUUGUUUUAUGUUGACAUUUUAGCCAAUUAUAUGACAUACAUGUAUCUGACAAGGGUCUUGUUACUAUUUUAAUUGAUUAAUUGGUAAAGUGGACCUCUGAUUACUGCAUAAGAAGAAAGAAUAAGACCCGACCCAUUUGGUUCCACCAGGAAAGCUGAAGAAAACACACGUGGGAAUGGUUCAGCUAAUACUUGACCCAUGUUUUCAAAUUGCUUACUGUCACUGUACAGGGUUGUAUAGAGGUGGAAAGUCACUGAUGCUGAAGGACAUAAACUACAUGAAGGUUCAGACCAUUUUUGCACACAAAUUCACAGCAUAACUGCUUCACUGUACUAAAAACAAAACUGUGAUUUUACCUUUGCGUCUGUGGUUCUCUGUAAAUUACAGAACAUUACCUCUUGAAUUUCUUACUACUGCUCAUACAAGCAUAAUCUCAUGUUUCAGCACUUUAAAGAAAUCAUUCGUUUUUUUUUACAAGCAACAAGAAAAAAAUAAUUAGAAUAAUAAUUUACAUUUUCAUUUUGGGAAAAAAAGCAAGAAUGGUAAAUGUCUUUUUCAGUGGUCUGGCUGAAAGAAACUGUCCAAGUGUCAGUGGAUGAAAAUGAAAAUGCUGUGUUGUUGCUAUGCCAAUGUGAAUUGUUUCAUGGGAGGAGUGGAGAAGAAAAAAGCACAAGUGAGAAACGAGAACACAGGUCUUCUGGUACCUUCUAUCAUAUCUAUCUGUCUAUCUAUCUAACCAUGUCUGUUCUUCUUCUUCAACCUUUAGGGCCAAAAUCCAUUGAAAUGUCUUAGUCCUGUCAGCUGUAUAUCGUACACUGUUGAAUUACAAAAUGGUAAAUAAAAUUUAUUUUAAAGAUCA